Tauraco erythrolophus (red-crested turaco) is the source of this 3323-nucleotide messenger RNA. NCBI's taxonomy places the organism in Eukaryota, Metazoa, Chordata, Aves, Musophagiformes, Musophagidae. The record is from RefSeq and is a predicted model, not a curated record.
CUUGCUUUUCAAACAAAGGAAAUUGGCCACAACUCUUAAUUUCUUCUAUUUUUAUCUUUCUCUUAAAGGGCAACACUUUAAGGAAAAUACUCCUAUAUCGCUACUUUAAAGGAGAAUAUGGAAGCGGUAUGAAUGGGCCUCUGUCUGCCAGCUACAGCAAGACUGCACAAGUGGGAGGUGGAUUUUCGGGUCAAGACUCAGAUAAGUCUGGGGUAACCAUGUUUGAUAUUCAGUGCCUUCUGGAUAAGGAAGGGGCAUCAGAACUAGUCAUAGAUGUUAUAGUAAACACCAAAAAUGACAGAAUUUUCUCAGAAGGCAUUUUGCUUGGUAUUGCAUUGCUUGAAGGUGGAAAUACGCAAACACAGUAUUCAACUUACCAGCAAUUGAAGGAGCAAAAAAAGUCAGAAAAAUUCUUCAAAGUCCUGUAUGACCGCAUGAAAGCUGCUCAGCAGGAGAUACGAUCGACAGUGACGGUGAACACUAUUGAUUUGGGGAGCAAAAAGAAAGAUGAUGAUAGUGACCUAACCAUAUCUGUUCCCAAAAAGAGAGUAAAGGAUUCAACCCUGCAUCUGAAAGAGGGUAUGAAAGGACAAUUAACAGAAGCAUCUUCUGCAACAUCCAAGGCUUACUCUGUGUAUAGAAGAGAAAUGGACCCAGAAAUAGAUCUUAUGGGCUCAGGAACAGAUGCUGCAAAUGCAGAGGAGAAGUCCACAGAGGAAACAAUCAUGAGCCCUGCCAUUGCAAUCAUGCAGCCAAUAUUGAGAUUUCUUCAGCUGCUGUGUGAGAACCACAACCGAGAGCUCCAGAACUUUUUAAGACAUCAGAACAAUAAAACAAAUUACAACCUUGUUUGUGAGACCCUACAGUUUUUGGACUGUAUCUGUGGAAGCACAACAGGUGGACUGGGCUUAUUGGGGCUUUACAUCAAUGAGAGGAACGUGGCUCUUGUGAACCAGACGCUGGAAAGCUUGACUGAAUAUUGCCAAGGUCCAUGCCAUGAAAAUCAGACUUGCAUAGCCACCCAUGAAUCUAAUGGGAUUGAUAUUAUAAUUGCACUCAUCUUGAAUGACAUAAACCCUCUCGGCAAAUACUGCAUGGACUUGGUGCUUCAGCUAAAGGACAAUGCCUCCAAGCUUUUGCUGGCUAUUAUGGAAAGCAGGCACGACAGUGAGAAUGCGGAAAGAAUCCUUUUCAACAUGAGACCAAGGGAACUGGUGGAUGUGAUGAAGAAUGCGUAUAACCAAGGCCUCGAAUGUGAUCAUGAGGAGGAGAAUGGAGAUGAUGGCAUCUCCCCAAAAGAUGUUGGCCAUAAUAUCUAUAUUUUGGCGCAUCAGUUGGCUCGUCACAAUAAAACUUUGCAACAGAUGCUGAAGCCAGGGUCAGAUCCAGAUGAAGGAGACGAAGCCUUGAGGUAUUAUGCCAAUCAUACAGCACAGAUAGAGAUUGUUCGCCACGAUAGAACAAUGGAACAAAUAGUCUUCCCUGUCCCCAAUAUUUGUGAAUUCCUCACUCGGGAAUCCAAAAGUCGGGUAUUCAAUACAACAGAGAGAGAUGAACAAGGAAGCAAAGUCAAUGACUUUUUCCAACAGACAGAGGAUCUGUACAACGAGAUGAAGUGGCAAAAGAAAAUUAGGAAUAAUCCACCCCUGUUUUGGUUCUCCAGACACAUCUCUCUCUGGGGGAGCAUUUCCUUCAACCUUGCUGUAUUCAUCAAUUUAGCAGUUGCUCUGUUCUACCCUUUUGGAGACGAUGGAGAUGAAGGCACGCUCUCUCCGUUGUUUUCACUCCUCCUUUGGAUAGCAGUGGCGUUUUGUACAGCAAUGCUGUUUUUCAUCUCCAAGCCUGUUGGUAUUCGACCCUUUUUGGUGUCUGUUAUUCUCAGGUCUAUAUAUACUAUAGGGCUCGGUCCUACCUUGAUACUUCUUGGUGCUGCUAAUCUUUGUAACAAAAUCGUGUUUCUGGUGAGCUUUGUUGGGAACCGUGGAACUUUCACCCGUGGCUACAGAGCAGUCAUCAUGGACAUGGCUUUUCUCUAUCACGUAGCGUAUGUCCUGGUCUGCAUGCUGGGCCUCUGUGUGCACGAAUUCUUCUAUAGCUUCCUGCUGUUUGAUCUGGUGUACAGAGAAGAGACUUUGCUAAAUGUGAUUAAAAGUGUUACCCGGAAUGGUCGUUCCAUUAUCCUCACUGCAGUGCUGGCACUCAUCCUAGUUUAUCUCUUCUCCAUCAUUGGGUUCCUCUUCUUGAAAGAUGACUUCAUCAUGGAGGUUGACAGGUUGAAAAUCAGGACCCCUGUUGCAGGUAUUGGUGAAGCCCCCACUACAACCCUCACAUCAAUGAUGGGGGCCUGUGCAAAAGAGAACUGUUCCACAAGCAUCCCAAUUAUUAACCCGGCUGGUGAAGAGGAGGAGGAUGGAAUAGAAAGGACGUGUGACACCCUGCUCAUGUGCAUUGUGACCGUAUUAAACCAAGGCCUGAGAAAUGGUGGUGGUGUGGGAGACGUGCUCAGAAAGCCUUCCAAAGAUGAGCCUUUGUUUGCUGCGCGAGUUGUUUAUGAUCUUCUGUUUUACUUCAUUGUCAUAAUUAUUGUUCUAAACCUAAUCUUUGGAGUCAUCAUUGAUACAUUUGCUGAUCUCAGGAGUGAAAAGCAGAAAAAGGAGGAAAUACUAAAGACAACCUGUUUCAUCUGUGGACUGGAGAGAGACAAAUUUGAUAACAAGACCGUUUCGUUUGAGGAGCAUAUAAAGUCAGAACACAACAUGUGGCAUUAUUUGUACUUUAUAGUUCUUGUCAAAGUUAAAGAUCCAACUGAAUACACUGGCCCGGAGAGCUACGUGGCGCAAAUGAUUGUGGAGAAGAAUUUGGACUGGUUCCCUCGCAUGAGAGCCAUGUCCCUGGUUAGCAAUGAAGGCGACAGUGAACAAAACGAAAUCAGGAACCUGCAAGAGAGGCUGGAGUCAACCAUGAGCCUUGUAAAACAGCUUUCCAGUCAGCUCGCUGAGCUCAAGGAACAGAUGACAGAACAAAGGAAGAAUAAGCAGAGGCUGGGCUUUCUGGGAUCAAACACACCCCAUGUGAAUCAUCACAUGCCACCACCCUGAUACCACGGGGAGAAGCCGUGACUAGCCUUUCAUCAGUAUUCCUGCUUUAUCAUAGAAUGAAAAACUGAGAUUGAGAGGAGUGAACAGUGCCUAUUGUUACGAAGUUAAAAACAACCAAGUGCCAAGAUGUUAAGUGGUUUAGCUCUGGGAACAAUCUGUAGCUGUUUUUCAUGGCUGAAAGGGACCACAACCUACAACUGGAGAGAUACAAGGGAGCUCGUUUGU